AUGCAGCCCAUCAAGAGUCAAAACGGUCACAAGGCAUCCAUGGCUUCCGAGGCCAGCAGCGACCGAUCAAGCGAGAACGGAGGAACGAACGGAGCGAGCCGCCCCCAAACUCACGCGAGCAAUCGCACGAGCAUCGCAGCGGCCUGGACACUCCAGCGGUGGAGGAUAAAUCGAGACCGUUUUCAGAGCAUUGACGAAGUGCUCCAGAGCGCGGACGACAUGGACCCCGCUGACUUGCGCUCCUAUCUCAACGAACUUUUCGAGACCAUAUUUGGGAGCCGAGAGACUGGCGACAUCCAGCUCAACGGCAACGUCAGCGGUAGCAACGAUUCCGGUACCACGUUGUCUCCUACCACACCCAGUGUCACUGGUGGCCCCGACUCGGAGGAUAGGCGCUUUUCUUCCCUCAAGGCUUCCGCCAAGCGGAGGAGAAGCAGCAGCAGCAGCAGCAGCAGCAGUACCGAUCGUCGAGAAAGGCUCUUCCAGCUUACCAGCGUACUUGGCGUGCCAGAUGCAUUCGGGGGGGAGGAUGUCGACGGUCUCCGGGCGGAUCAAUGCCGGUGGGAUCUCCUGGCCCGGCCACAGAACAAGCCCGAUGUCCCCACGGUCGCGGUAACGGACCCUGAGGGCAAGACGAAGUACCCGCACGACCAUACGUACUACCCGGACGCCGACGGCGGUGCUGAGGAUUCGGAUGUGUGGGACUGA
This is a messenger RNA of Anthostomella pinea, 708 nucleotides long. NCBI's taxonomy places the organism in Eukaryota, Fungi, Ascomycota, Sordariomycetes, Xylariales, Xylariaceae. The record is from the annotation of a GenBank genome assembly.